AUGGCGGCUAAUCACGUGCCGAGUGACCAGGUGCCUCUGCAAGGCCAGAACGUCUACACCGACCCGUCAUAUCAGCACCUCUUCCCUGGUGUCGACCGCUACGGCACCCCUUCAUGGGAUGCCCAGUUACAUCAACACUCGGCGCUGCCACCCAAUACCUCAGCCCAGAGCUGGCACCAUGGGGCUUACGCACAACAACCCUUUAGCGGCAGCAGCCAAGCAUACACCACUCAAUCACAUGGUCUUCGCACCGCGUCGCCGUAUCAGUAUGGACAGUUUGGCCAGCAAAGCUCCUUGGGCGGUUACGGACAGCAAUCGAAUGUCGACCCAUCGCUGGGCAUGGAUCCCAAUGCUAUCCGACAGCAGCAACAGUCGCCAUAUCCAAUGCCCAUGCGAACUCAAACUCCCCAGGGCCAUGCAAGUACCGUGACACCACAAGCUCUGCAGCACAACACGCCCUCGCUGCAACAAGCCCGCCCUACUGCAUCUCCUUAUCAAGCACCGAAGACUUUGGCAGACAACUUUGCUCAGCAGCGUGCAUCUGCUACGUUUGUAAAGCCAGUACCCGUGCCUGAGUAUGACAUGCCAAAGGGAAGGAAGUCGGGGGGUCUCUACGUUCUUGACCAGGCUGCACUAGCAAAAGCUACCAAUUCUACUCCUUUGAACAAGUUUGUGACAUUGGGCAACGAACCUUUUCAUCUCGCAACCAAUAGAACUGCGCUCCCCGUCUACGUUCCUCGGCAAUCGCUCAAAGACCUGAAGAAGGCUGGUGCAGACAGCAAGAAGCUUCGUGCAAGUCUGUCGGCUGCCAAGUCUCAGUCGAGAGCCUUCAAAUCCACAAAGAAGCCUACGAGGCAGGCGAGCGAUAGUGAAAGUACUACCGACUCAUCGGAUUACGAUAGUGACUCUUCAGAAGAAGAGGAGAUGCCCAUCCCAGAGACAAGACCAGAUGAUCCUGAUGCGGCUGUUCGUUAUGAUGUUGUCAAAGCUACAUGGCAUCCUUCUUCGUCUUCGCCUAGUUCUGACAAGAUCAAAAACAGCAUGCGCGAGGUAUGGGAAGUACUCGACACAAUCCAUAAGCGGUGGCGAGCCGACAGCAAAGCUGUGACGGAAGCGGAGGAACAGAAGAAGCUAGGUGAGCUGCCCGUGCUGAAAAGCCGGGUAACCAGUCAGCGUGACCUGCUCAAGUCUGCCCUUCAAGCUGCGCUUGAGCACUCCCAUCCCGAUGUGCUAUAUCAAUUGGGACUGAUUAAGCCUUUCUUGUAUAUGUGCUAUCAGUUUCUGGCGAACCGUUUCAAAAUUAAGGACUACGAUGGGCCUUUGUCCGCGGUCAUAUACGAAGUACUCUCGCGGUGUGGUACCUUGAAUUCUGAGCUCCUUGAGGAGACUAGACUUGGAAAGGCACUUGUUUCGAUGAAGAAACACGCAAAUGACAAGCACAAAGCUUUCAUACAACAAAUCAUAGAUGGUGCUUCCGCAAAUUCCAAAAAGGCCAAGGCAAGCCCGCCGCCACGAAGCGAGCCCACAGAAAACAAGGGCAUCAAACGACCUGCACCAGAUGCCGCGAGCCGAUCGUCGACCGAGAACCCUUUGACGAAGAAACCAAAGGCACCCGACGCUCCUGUGAACGCUGUCAAGAAGGAUCUCGCGUCCACUUUGGCUUCGAGGUCUGCAACCACUGGCUCCAACACAACAGCACAGAAGCGACCUGGCGAGAGGGCGGCACCGGCGCCCGCUCCCGUCAAGACCCGUGUUAGUCAAGUUACCAAUAAGCCCUCGGGCAUCUUUGCCUCGCUCAACGCGGCAAGUAAGAAGUCGGCGCCUGCACCAGCACCCGCGAAGGCUGCUGCGCCUAAGGCUGCUGUCCCCGCGCCGAAAGACAAGAAGCCAGCGGCAACGACAACAUCGAAGCCCGCAUUUUCGUUUGCUCAAACGAUGGCCUCACUCCAGAAGUCAAAGGAGCCGGAAGCUGCGCCAGUCAAAUCCGAGAAGCCAGUUCCAGCGGAAACACAGGAAGAGAAGGCGAAGCGUCUGCGGAAGGAAGCUCGAAGACAUCUUCGCGUUACUUGGAGGCCUGAGACAUCGCUUGUGGAGGUCAAGUACUUUGAUCACGAGGCGGAUGACGAAGAGAUGGACAGCAAGGGCGACAAUCUUGUUCGGGAUGCCGGUGACCUCGGUGGAGAAGGACACAUGUUCAAGCAGCACAAGGAGCUUGAUCUCGACGACGAUGAUGAGGAGAUGGAUUUCGACAGCCGAUCAUGGCCCCCGCCGUCCCAAGUCGACUUCAGCGUGGUGCCUCAAGACGAGCGCCAGCGCAAUUACGCGCCUUAUGGUGGCGGAGAGAAGGAGCCGUCGUGCCCUGAAAAGGAGGCCAACGUACAGCGCGAGAACGGUACAUUGAUGGUCUACUACUCAAGUCCUGACGACAUCCCACCGUCACCCCAAGAGCCGGUGGAACAAGGGCAAGACAACACAUCGACUGGCACCGUGGUCAGUUUCGGUACUCCGCCCGAUAUAGUAAAGAACAGGUGCCCACAAGCGCCAAUGUCUGCAGGUGUACCCGACUUUAGUCAAUUGGAGAACAUAAUCAAACAGCUUUCCGGAACCAGUCAACCGCCUGCCGCUACUCCGGCUCCUGUCGAACAGGCUUACACCCCACCUCCCCCGUCAACAGCCGCUCCAUUCGACCCCGCCGGCCUUCAGACCAUACUCAACUCCAUCAGCAAUGGCCAAGCCCCUCCUCAGCCCCCACCUGUGUCUUUCCCGAUGCAGCCACCGCCACAGCAGCCAGGCAUGCCCCUGGAUAUUGCUGCACUCAUUGCCAACAUGCAGGCAGCAACAGGCGGCGCUCUUCCUCCACCACCACCUCUCCCAACUGGCUUCCCUCCAUUCCCAUUCGCUUUCCCACCCCAGCCUCAGCAGCCUGAAGCUGCAGCAUGGACACCACAGAUGCAGGAUGCGUCCACCUACCAACCCCAGAUGCAGCCGCAGUACAACCAGCAGUCGAACGGUGGCACCAAGCGGCAACGCGAUGAGGGCAAUGGCAACGGCAACAACGAUCGCAACCAGGGAAAGCGGCCCAAGAACCGGGGAGAUCACAAGCCUCACAAGGUCCUGGCAUGCAAGUUCUUUGCCAAGGGUCUCUGCAACAAAGGCGAAAACUGCACCUACAUUCACGACCCCAAGAUGAUCGGGCAAUGA
Messenger RNA from Alternaria ethzedia, 3201 nucleotides. RefSeq lists its product as uncharacterized. The transcript has 3 exons. The coding region runs from base 1 to 3201 and encodes 1066 amino acids. NCBI's taxonomy places the organism in Eukaryota, Fungi, Ascomycota, Dothideomycetes, Pleosporales, Pleosporaceae. Gene Ontology annotation, molecular function: metal ion binding. The record is from RefSeq and is a predicted model, not a curated record.